AAAAUUUAAAAGAUAUAUGACCUUUUCUCAUUUUUUACGAAAUAUAUAUAUAUUUUUCCCCAAAAUUUACGGUAAUCAUUUAAAAAGCUGGACGUUCAAAAUUUUAAAUGAGUCAAAUUAAAGAGGUAGCCAUAACUAUAGACCCUAUAUCUAUAGACACUAGAGACACCGUAAACUUACCAUAUAAUGCACAUAAUGGUAAUUCAGUAACUAAAAUGGCCAUUUCUCCACAAUCAAAAUGCAUUGUUACUUAUAGUCAGGAUGACGGGACUUAUAUUAGUUGGAGCAAUGAUAGUAAUGAUGAUGGUAAAAUAUCAUUAAAAUAUGAUUCGAGUCCGUCUCUCUUUCGUUCUAUAAGUUUUAAAGUCUCAGACGAGAAAAUUAUCAUAUUAGACGGAGAAUCUAUCUAUGAUAUGAAUCAAAAACCGUGUAGUAUCAUAAAACAUGAUUAUAAAAUGAAAGGCAAUCGCGAUGCGAAAUAUGACUUUCUUUCAAACGGAGAUAUAGUAGCAUAUCAUAAACGUGCCAUUUCAAUUUACUCUUCUGAUGGUCGAAAGCGUAAGGCUGAACAUAAAUUGAAUAAGGAGGACAAAAUUUUUGAUGGAGUAAUUAAUGAUAAGUUACUUGUUUUUGUAGAUAAUAAUUUAUUUAUAUUAGAUUUAUUGCAAUUAUCUAAAAUUCAUUAUUUGAAAGUUCUAUUUGGUAUAUAUACAUUUCAAUAUUGGAAAAUACUACUUGAUGAAAAUGUUAUUUAUUUCUGAUUAUUUUAUAUUAAUAGGAAAAAGAAAAAAUCAUGUUAAAAUUUUCUAAAAAUAUAACAGUUAUAAAUAUUAAUGGUACCCUUUAUAUUUAUUCUAAUAACAAUAACAUUUAUGUUCCAAUCGGGGUUAUU
Messenger RNA from Rhizophagus irregularis DAOM 181602=DAOM 197198, 892 nucleotides. The record is from RefSeq and is a predicted model, not a curated record. NCBI's taxonomy places the organism in Eukaryota, Fungi, Glomeromycota, Glomeromycetes, Glomerales, Glomeraceae.